AUGGAAAGCUGGUUUAUCAUUGUCAUUACUCUCUGUAUUGCUUUCUUGCUGAAAUCACUCUUUAAUAUUAUUAUCAUCUCUCCUAAUUCCAAUUCCAACAAGAAACUCCCGCCGGGACCCUACAGUUUUCCGGUGAUCGGCGGCUUACUAUGGGCGGGAAGGAUCUUCACCAACUUGGAAACGAUACUCCGUGACCUCAAGGCUAAGUAUGGUCCUCUCAUCACCAUUAAUAUUGGGUCUCGUCCCACCAUAUACGUAGCUAGCCACUCCUUAGCCUACCAAGCUUUAGUUCAGCAAGGCUCUGUUUUCUCCGACCGACAAAGGGCUGUGCCCACCCAUGCUAUCCUCAAUAGUAACCAGCGCAGCAUCAGCUCCGCCCCUUACGGCCCUAUAUGGCGUCUACUCCGUCGAAACUUGACUUCCGAAAUGCUCAAUCCUUCUCGCAUCAAGUCCUAUUCCAAGGCUAGAUCGUGGGUACUGGGAAUCCUCCUUCAACACCUCCGUCACGCCCAAGUCGAUUCCGUGAGGUUAAUUGAUCAUUUUAAGUAUGCUAUGUUCUGUCUUCUUGUAUUGAUGUGUUUUGGGGAUAAGCUUGAGGAAUCUCAAAUCAAACAAAUUGAAAAUAUACAAUGCAAGUAUCUCCUGGGUUACCGACGAUACUAUAUACUCAAUUUCUUUCCUAGAGUUGGGAAAAUAAUCUUUAGGAAUCGAUGGAAGGAACUCAUUGAACUACGACGAGAGCAAGAGAGUGUCAUCAUUCCUUUGAUUAAAGCACGUCGAAGCAGGACCAGAGAACAAAAGACGGAGCACGGUGAUGAAUUUGUGGUGGCUUAUGUGGAUACGCUGUUGAAUUUGGAGUUGCCAGAGGAAAACAGGAACCUCAAUCUAGGAGAAAUGGUAACCCUCUGCCGUGAAUUCCUAAGCGCCGGAACUGAUACGACAUCCACUGCCUUACAGUGGGUUAUGGCCAACUUAGUCAAAAACCCUUCCAUUCAGGAGAAACUAUACCAAGAAAUUGCCAGUGUAGUGGGAAAAAAACAGAACAAAUUGACAGAUGAAGAGGUGGUGGAGGAGGAAGAUGUGCAGAAAAUGCCCUACUUGAAAGCAGUGGUAUUGGAAGGUCUUAGGCGGCACCCACCCAGUCACGUUCUGUUCCCACACACAGUGACGGAGGAAGUAGAAUUGAACGGCUACGUCAUCCCAAAUAAUGCCACCAUCAAUUUCAUGGUUGCGGAGAUGGGACUAGACCCAAGUGUGUGGGAAAAUCCGAUGGAGUUUAGGCCAGAGAGAUUCUUAGUGGAAGGAUCGGAUAAGGAAGCUGAUUUUGAUAUAACAGGAAGUAAAGAGAUAAAGAUGAUGCCAUUCGGUGCAGGGAGGAGAAUGUGUCCUGCCUAUGCAUUGGCUAUGCUUCACUCGGAAUACUUUGUGGCUAAUUUGGUUUGGCAUUUUCAAUGGGAUCCUGUGGAAGGAGAUGAUGUUGAUCUAACAGAGAAGCUAGAAUUCACCAGUGUGAUGAAGAAUCCACUACGAGCUCGUAUCUGCCCCAGAGUUAACUCUAUUUGAAUUUGAUAACUGCUUUA
Solanum dulcamara is the source of this 1580-nucleotide messenger RNA. RefSeq names its product cytochrome P450 89A2-like. NCBI's taxonomy places the organism in Eukaryota, Viridiplantae, Streptophyta, Magnoliopsida, Solanales, Solanaceae. The record is from RefSeq and is a predicted model, not a curated record. Gene Ontology annotation, molecular function: iron ion binding; oxidoreductase activity, acting on paired donors, with incorporation or reduction of molecular oxygen, NAD(P)H as one donor, and incorporation of one atom of oxygen; heme binding. The transcript has a single exon. The coding region runs from base 1 to 1563 and encodes 520 amino acids. Gene Ontology annotation, cellular component: membrane.